CUGCCUGCCCCGCGCCCGGGCUCUUACUCUCGCAAAGGAGAGCAGGUGCCCGGACAGGCAGCCCGAGGGAUGCUGCGCUCCACGUCCACCGUCACCCUGCUCUCUGGCGGCGGCGCCCCGGGGCCCGGGGCACCCAGCAGGCGGGCAAAUGUCUGCAGACUACGCCUCACUGUGCCUCCCGAGAGCCCAGCACCCGAGCAAGCAGAAAAGAAGAUCGUGAGGAAGGAGCAGCCUCCGGAACUAAGCAAUGGAGACUCAACCAGGAAACUUCCUCAGGGCGUGGUUUAUGGCGUGGUUCGAAGAUCCGAUCAGAACCAGCAGAAGGAAAUGGUGGUGUACGGCUGGUCGACCAGUCAGCUGAAAGAAGAGAUGAACUACAUCAAAGACGUGAGAGCCACCCUGGAGAAAGUGAGGAGGCGCAUGUACGGAGACUAUGGCGAAGUGCGGCAGAAGAUCCGCCAGCUCACCCAAGAGCUGUCAGUUUCCCAGGCCCGGCAGGACUAUCUAGAGAGCCACAUCCAGACCCAGUCCUCGGCCCUGGAUAGUUUCGAUGCCAUGAACUCAGCCUUGGCGUCGGACUCCGUUGGCUUGCAGAAAACCCUUGUGGACGUGACUUUGGAAAACAGCAACAUCAAGGAUCAGAUGAGGAAUCUGCAGCACACGUAUGAGGCGUCCGUGGACAAACUGCGGGAGAAGCAGAGGCAGCUGGAGGCGGCGCAGGUGGAGAACCAGCUGCUGAGGAUGAAGGUGGAAUCCUCCCAGGAGGCCAACGCUGAGGUCAUGAGGGAGAUGACCAAGAAGCUGUAUGGCCAGUACGAGGAGGAGCUGCGUGAGGAGCGGCGGCGGCACCACGCCGAGAGGGAGGCUCUCCUGGAGGAAACCAACAGUUUUCUGAAGGCAGUUGAAGAGGCUAAUAAGAAGAUGCAAGCGGCGGAGAUCAGCCUCGAGGAGAAAGAUCAGAAGAUCGGGGAGCUGGACAGGCUCAUUGAGCGCAUGGAGAAGGAGCGGCACCAGCUGCAACUCCAGCUUCUGGAGCAUGAGACGGAAAUGUCUGGGGAGAUCCCUGCGGCUGACAAGGAGAGGUAUCGGCAGCUGGAGGAAGCCUCAGCCAGCCUCCGAGAGCGGAUCCGACACCUGGACGACAUGGUGCACUGCCAGCAGAAGAAAGUCAAGCAGAUGGUGGAGGAGAUCAUGUCGCACGAGCUCUUCUCCAGACUUAGUCUCCGGCUCUUUGGAAGAUGAUGGCCUGGCCGUCUGCUGGGGGUAGAAGAGGUUCUUUUCACCGACCGUGACUGGGGAGCAGGUGGUACUGAGGAACAAGAUGGGACGACCUGGCCAUGCGGGCCCUCUGUGGUGAGGACACCACACACGGUAGCCUCAACUUGGACAGCCUCACAAAGCUGAGUCAGGAAAACAGAAAAAUCCGCAGAGCAUAUUUAGAAACUUGAGUUCCUAGACCUCCAAGAAAGUCCUGUACUGAAAAAUUAUUCCUAAAAGUCAUCCGGAAAGUAAGUGGAGCCUGGCCUAACGCCCUGAAAGUCGAGCCCUGCCUUAUAGGAAGGCUGCCAAGGACUUCUUCUGGGGGAAGGUGGCACAGAGCGCGAAGGACCCACACGCCCGCAGGAAGAGCUCUGUCCUGGACCGCACCCACGCCCUGCAUAAGCAGCCUGGCAUCCACGCAGUGUGACAAAGUGUGCUUCUGGGAGGUGGCCCUGAGACUUUCCUUUCUGCAUGGCUGUCAACACCACUGGCCAACGUCUUGCUCAUCUUAAGUGGCUUGGCCCGCUUCUGUCACUGAAUGGACAACUCAGCCAAGAAAAAGAGAAGUCUGUCUGCUAGAAUGCCGUCUGGGCCCCACACUCCAUGCAUCUGUUUUGGUAGAGGUUUUGCUCGACAGCCACACAUGCUGGUAUUUCUCCAGAAAUGCACCCAGUGAGAGGUACAGGGGCAGCGGUCUAGUCAAGGGUGGCACUGGCCCUCAAGCCAGUGGGCUGGGCUGUCGGCGUGAAUUCCUGGAGGCAGGGUCCCUGGGCCAGGGCCUCCUUCUCCUCUCCCACCGCAUGUCCAUGGCAAGGGGCUAUGUGGGUACCUUCCUGCUGAGAUUUGCCUCUGGUCUGCAUUUUGGUGCUUCUGCCCAGCUUAGGCCAAAAGGGCGAGGGAAGGGGAGGAAGUGAUGCACAAUCUGCAUUCGCAGGUGGCCAUUUUGGCGGGCACGGUGCUCAGUUCAAAUGCAGACCCUGCACGCGCUGCGGGGUCUGCAGGGGGCUUGCGUCACCGUGGGAAAUUACUCCUGCAGACCUUAUCCUGCACCGUUUCUGGGGGCUCCUUUACUGCUCUGGCAUGUUUCUGAGUCUCUGGUGGAAAUGUCUCUGGCAUUUGUUCUGGUGGAACAGACUUGUUACCAUUUCUGAAAGUGGAAUAACGUGAAUUUAGGGACUGCUGCGGCCUUCUGAGGAGUGGGCCAUUGGUGUGAGUCAGCGGGGUGGCAGGCUUCUUCCGUCCUGGAGUCUUCUUCUUGGCUUCGGACAGCCUACGGCCUGAGGAGCCUGGUUAAUGCGGCAGAUGGGGAGCAAAGCACCCAGAGGGCAACACCCGCCUUAGCGCCUCCUGCUGCUCUGUGCUCACACUGCAUGUGCCUUCUUCGCCCCAGCCUCAGGGUCUGACUUCCUGGAGAUCUCGAGCCUGCCUCCCCUACCCCACAGGACCCAUCUCCAUCUGCUCUGCUCUGCCUCUGCGGGUGAGCCUCGCUGACCUCUUUCCUGCCUACACGGUGGCAUUUCUGUUAACUGGAUGUACUGCCAGCCGGGCCUCAGUUCAGUGUUUAAGUCCUGCCCCACCUCCCCACCCACCCCUCCUCCCUCACCCUGCCCUUCACUGGACCCCAGCGCCCCCCAGAGGAGAUGCUCUGCAAGGGUUUCAGGCAGAAUUUGUGACAGUCCAUCCAAGCGUAGGGUCUCGGGGCCUAGUGGUUAACAUGCAUCAGUUACUUCUUUACUGCCUGAAUUCUUUAGAAGGCAUCUGGGAGAACACAGUGGUGUCCACCCUCCCCGGCAAUCUACUGCAGGCAUGCCCACGGCAGGAAUUGGUGGGCACAUUUUCCCGCAAACUGUCCUUUCUAGGAGAAGGUCUCUUUGCAGCAGUGUCACUGAACCCACGUUCUCUUUGUAGAAAUGGCCUCUGGUUGGCCGUGAGCAUUUUCCCAGAGAGCAGGUGCAAAUUUCUGCCCCUAGAAAACAUACAAGGCUGCACAGUUGGUGUCCGAAGCCUCGCCAACAGCAGAGUAGCCUCUGCCCUCAGGCUGUGGAGACAGACCCCGUCCUGCCCUGUUCACCUCCACCGAGGCAUGACUCGCCCAGUUACAAAUGAGGUUUAGAGUCAGAAAAUAUCAGUAGCCAGCAGUAUCUCAGCAAAUCGUCAAGGCUCUGGUCUACACCCAGAUCUUUGAGUCCAAAGCCAGGCUUUGUCAUUUCUUAGUUUUUAACUAUGAAAGGAAAUUAAAGUACAGGAAAUUAUAGAGUACAACAAAAAACACAACCUGUCUCCUCCACUGCCUUUUGCAAAUAACAUAUUACAGGCAAAGACAAAGCUGUCCUGUCUUUCUCCUGCCCAGCUCUCCCCUCCUCCUGCCAUCCCACACGUCUAUCACAGAGAUGCAGGCCUCGUAUUAGUACCCAGCCUAGUGUGUGUCUAAAAAUUUACACAAAUUUUAAUUUAUAAUUUAAAUAACAAGUAGCAUUGUCAACAUUUUUUCCUAAGUGUUUAAUAUUACAGAUUAAAUUCUUCGUUUCAGUAAUAAGUGUACUGUGUUUGAUACAUUACAAUCUGCUUGUCCUGUAGUUACAGGUUUAAUUUUCAAAGUCUUAUUUUCCCACAACAGAGGGAAACCUGUCUGUAUGUGUCUUUCACUAACAAGCACACAUGGGGGGCGCUGCCAGGAGGUGGCUGAUGUAGGGUCGGGGUCACUGGGCGCAGCUGGUGCUCUGCUGUGCACAACGCUGCCCGUCGCGUUGGGUACAGCAGAGCUUUGCAGACAUUCACCACCACAUGGCCCUCGAUGCACUAUAAUUUUGGCCAGUCAUGAAAUUGAAUCUCAUUCUUUACAUUUUGAUUUGCAUCAGUCUGAUUUCUACCCAUUACCAGUGGUGAGAACGAAUGACUUCUCAUGAGGUCACUGGACACUUCAGUGUCCUUCUUUAUGAAUUUGUGUUCCUAUCCCUUGUACAUUUUGAUAGGAGGUUUUUGUCUUUCUUCCUGCUCAUUUGUAUGGACUCUGCAGAUUAUUCAUAUAAUCAUCAAAAAAAAAAAAUUGUCCGGCAUUGCUGUCUCCUAUGCAGAAGUGUUUGUUGUUUCUCUUGUAUAAUUUUUAAAUUUCUGUGGUGCUAACAGUUGUCAGCGUUUCUGUGCUGUGCUGUGUGCCUUAUUUGUCAUAAACAUAUCUUCUGUAAUAGUUUUAAAAUUUUCUUUUCCUUUAGAUUUUUAGUUACCACCCGCAUGUCUGCCCUCCAUCACUCCCAUAUCUUUUUUCUGCGUAGCACUGAUCACUUCACCUUUUUUCCUGUUUGUUAUCUCUUUUUCCCUCCAGUAGAAUGUAAAUUCCAGGAGGCAGGGAUUUUCUUCUGUUUAUGACUGUACCCCUAACACUUGGAAUGGUCACUGGUAUAUAGUAGAUGCUCAAUAAAUAGUUUUGGACAAAUA
Molecule: messenger RNA, 4695 nt
Organism: Octodon degus (degu)
Lineage: Eukaryota; Metazoa; Chordata; Mammalia; Rodentia; Octodontidae
Gene: Myzap
Product: myocardial zonula adherens protein
Exons: 11
Coding region: 70-1242 (390 amino acids)
Biological process (GO): maintenance of ER location; intracellular signal transduction
Cellular component (GO): intracellular anatomical structure; nuclear envelope; RNA polymerase II, holoenzyme
Source: RefSeq, a predicted model, not a curated record